Molecule: messenger RNA, 2210 nt
Organism: Mangifera indica (mango)
Lineage: Eukaryota; Viridiplantae; Streptophyta; Magnoliopsida; Sapindales; Anacardiaceae
Product: probable galacturonosyltransferase 15
Exons: 7
Coding region: 327-1922 (531 amino acids)
Molecular function (GO): polygalacturonate 4-alpha-galacturonosyltransferase activity
Source: RefSeq, a predicted model, not a curated record
AUUUCCCUCCCCCGGCAUUAAACGCGGCCUUGGAUUUGGCUUUCCGCGUUCUCUCCCUGUGUCUCACUAUUUACUUUUCUUCGAAUAAAAUAAUAGAAAAGAAUAAUCAUAUUGUUGUUUUUCUUGGUUUCUGGCGGAAACAUAAGAGUGUGAUCUCUAAAGUCUAAACCCCUGACUCCACAGAAAAUCCAACUCGUGACUUCUCAAAAAGUGUUUGGACGGAGUCAUCGAAUAGAAUUUAGAUCUUACUAUUUGCUGAUUGGAUUGAUGGAAAAGGUGAGAAAGUGUGGGAAAGUGAGGGAAAGUAUUUAUUACAGUGAGAGGAAAUGAAGUUUUACAUAUCGACGACGGGGAUAAAUAGAGUGACGAUAUCGAACUCCAGCAAGGGAUCGUUGGCGGCGCCGGCUCUGACUCUGGCUAGCCGGAGAAUUUCUACUUCCCGGGCUUUGUUGCCGGUGGUGCUGGUGCUUGGAAUCGUUUUGCCACUUUGCUUUGUUAGAGUUGCGUUUUUGGUGCUGGAAUCUACCUCUAUUUGCUCUUCUUCGCUUGAUUGUAUAGGACGAAGACUUUUCAGCGGGAGCGACACAUCACUGGGACUCAGAGAAGAACUGACGAGGGCGCUACUAGAAGCAAACGAUGGUACCAGUAACGACGGAGUACAUGUUCCGUUAGAAUCAUUCAACGAGCUUGUGAAGGAGAUGACGUCCAAACAACAGGACAUCAAGGCUUUUGCUUCCAAGACUAAGGCUAUGCUUUUGGGGAUGGAGCGCAAGGUCCAAUCAGCUAGACAACGUGAGUCAAUAUACUGGCAUUUAGCUUCACAUGGUAUCCCUAAGAGCACACAUUGCCUUUGCCUCAAAUUGGCAGAAGAGUAUGCAGUAAAUGCAGUAGCCAGAUCUCGUUUACCUUCACCCGAAUACGUUUCCCAUCUCACCGACCCAUCUUUUAGGCAUGUUGUUCUCCUAACUGACAAUGUCCUUGCUGCCUCUGUUGUUGUUUCAUCUACUGUUCAAAACUUUGCCAGACCUGAAGAAUUGGUGUUUCAUAUAGUCACUGACAGGAAAACUUUCACUCCAAUGCAUGCAUGGUUUGCAAUCAAUUCUGUUAAAUCAGCUGUCGUGGAAGUUAAAGGAUUGCACCAAUAUGAUUGGUCUCAGGAAGUGAAUGUUGGGGUUAAAGAGAUGUUAGAAAUCAAUCGUUUAGUUUGGAGUCAUUUCUACAACAAUUUAAAGCAAGAAGAUUUUGAAUAUAGGGAAGAGCAUAGAAGAUAUUUGGAGGUCUUAAGCCCUAGCUGCUUGUCUCUCAUGAAUCAUCUCAGAAUUUAUAUUCAUGAGCUGUUUCCAGAUCUCAACAAGGUAGUGUUACUGGAGGAUGAUAUAGUAGUACAACAUGACAUAUCAUCUUUGUGGGAAUUAGAUCUGGAAGGGAAAGCUGUUGGUGCAGUUUUUGGCUCAUCAUGUGGAGACAACUGUUGUGUAGGAAGAAGAUUCGGGGACUACCUGAAUUUUUCUAACCCAGUAAUAUCAUCCAAUUUUGACCCUAACCGCUCUGCUUGGCUUUUUGGAAUGAAUGUCCUUGAUCUUGAAGCUUGGAGGAAAUCUGAUGUGACAGCAACUUAUCAUAAAUGGUUGAAACUGAACCUCAAUUCUGGAUUGACAUUAUGGAAGCCAGGAGUGCUACCACCGGCCUUACUCACUUUGGAAGGUAAUGUGCACCCUAUUGAUCCGUCAUGGCAUGUGGCCGGGCUGGGACAUCGAUCCCCUGAAGCUUGCAGAGAGAUGUUGAACUCCGCAGCUGUCUUACAUUUUAGUGGCCCUGCAAAGCCAUGGCUUGAGAUUGGGUUCCCAGAGGUACGAAGCUUAUGGUAUAGACAUGUAAAUUUCUCAAACAGGUUUAUUAGGAAAUGUAGAAUCAUGGGGUGAAGAGGACAAAGUUCUCUCACUUCCUCAUUCAUUUUGGACCAGAUAAAUAGUUGCAGUAUGACACCAGAGAGAAGAAGGUUUGGCUUCAGUCUCUGCUCAUGCGUUGCACAGUUUGAUAUUAGUUAAAUCCUGUCCAUAAUAGAAAAUAUGUGAUCGGCAUCAUGAAUUCAGAAAUAUUGUAUAUUUUAGUCAGAAAUUACUAUCUAAACGCUGAAACUGGUUCAUGAUGUUCUAUGUUUGGCUGUGUACACAAUUCCCCAUAUUGCAUCUAUUUUUGUUGUUGUAUAA